Molecule: messenger RNA, 6367 nt
Organism: Spodoptera frugiperda (fall armyworm)
Lineage: Eukaryota; Metazoa; Arthropoda; Insecta; Lepidoptera; Noctuidae
Gene: inaE
Product: diacylglycerol lipase-beta
Exons: 14
Coding region: 538-2574 (678 amino acids)
Biological process (GO): lipid metabolic process
Source: RefSeq, a predicted model, not a curated record
GUUCGGUACAGUUCGUUGGAAGUCAGCGGUAGUCGUAGCCGGUAGCUCCGCUGAGCAGCCGCGCGCACUCCCUUCGGGCCGCCGCGCGCUCCGCUCCGCAUACCGCCGCUAUAAACAAAUAAUACUCUCCUGACAUAAACACAUUUAUUGUUCAAUGAAAACUUGCGAAAGCCUACUCGUUGGUACCGCAGCUCGCUCCGAUACGUACUGAGCCGCAGUGGACAGUAAAUCUAGCCGACCGGCCGCAAUGAAUUUAGACAAUAAUAAGGCUAGGUUUAAAGCUAUGCUAUUUGGAUGUUUGCAGUGAAAGGAACCGUCGAAAGUGGCGAUUCGGUGUGUAACUGUGUUGCGGUUAUUUUAUAUUAGAUGAAUAAGUGGAGCAUCUGUCCGAGAGUGCAUUAUGUACUUGAGUUAUGAGUGCCGGUGCUUCGCCGACUAGAUUGUGCUGAUUGAGUGCUAGCCAGUCCGAGCGGCCGCGCCGGCCCUGCUCGCACGAGACCGCUUCACUCCUCAUCUGAGAGCUCUUUGUAUUCAAAAAUGCCAGCGCUCCGACUGCUGGGGCGAAAAUGGCUGGCAGCCUCCGACGAUCUCGUGUUCCCCAGCAUCUUCGAACUACUCUUCAGAUUUGUAUGGCUAGUUUUAAUAGCAUUAGUAGUGGAGGUGCUAUACCCAGUGACAUGGCAGUGUCAGUCGGAGGGUUGGCAAGGCGGAGCGUUCGUGAGGCUGUAUCUCUGCGCGACGCUGACGCUGCAAGCUGCCCUGAUGCUGUUGCUGGCAGCCCUAGCACUCCAGUCAGCUAAGGGAACCAUCACCGACCUGGAUGCUAGGAAAAUGGUGUCGCCACUGCUUCUUAUAAAAGUGCUGCUAGUGUUCCCGGAGACGGCCCUAAACGUCAUGGGCACGAUGUGGAUGUUCUGCGAAGUGAUACAAUGUUCAGUCGACGACAAGUUCUCCAGCAUAGUCAUACAAAGUAUAGUCCUGUUCAACUGGGUGCAGCUAGGUCUGACAGUCUUCGGCCUAUUCAUGGUGUUUGAUCCCUUGGGGUCAGUGAACUAUGGAGACAUGCAGGACACCCCCAACCAGGUCCGACACCACAGGAAGGUCACCGGACUCUGGUCUCGAAGGUUUCGAUGGGCAUUCUGCUGGCUGAAGAGAGAUGAACAUGGAAAGGAAGCUUUUCAACAGGUUGCAGCUCUCCUAAGCGCCCUAUUCAGAUCAACGGACCUCGUCCCAUCAGACGUAGUAGCAGGUUGCGUUCUACUCAGGGUCCGCCAGAAAAGGGAGACGAGGGAAAUGAGAAGAAUCCAAAUGCUGAACGAUGAAGAACCAAUAUACACGACAGAUGUUAAUAAGAUAUUUUCGGAGACGCCUCCCUGGAUGAACUUGGAGGACGCCCUGCAUUACCUGAGGCUGUCCAUAGCAGCGUAUGGAUGGCCAUACGUGUUCUACCGACACUGCUUCACUGGCUUCUGCAAACUGGCCAGACACUUGACCUGCUGUUGUUGCAGGCCUAAGAACAGCAUAGUGACAGAUGACAACUGCUGCAUGUGCAACUUCGCCGGCGUGAAGUACAUGUCCAACCUUCCUGCAGACGAUAUCAUCUUCGCAUCUUUCAACAACCGAGUAUUUGAAUUACCAUUCUGCGUGAUAGCCGACCAUGAACGUGAGAGCAUAGUGGUAGCUGUGAGAGGUUCCAUCUCCUUGAGGGACAUCUUCACCGACUUCACUGCUGGAUCAGAGCGGUUUGAAGCUGAUGGUCUGCCCGAAGACACGGCAGCUCACAAGGGUAUGUCCAUGGGCGCCGCUAAGAUGCUGAAGCGUCUGCUGCCGGUGUUGGACCGCGCCUUCUCCCAGUACCCACAGUAUGACCUCGUACUAACUGGUCACAGCCUCGGCGCAGGAGUUGCAGUAUUAGUAGCAUUAAAGCUAAGACCAAGAUACCCACACCUCAAAGUAUUCGCCUUCUCAACGCCAGCUGGGCUCAUAAGUCGGGAAGCGGCUCGGUUCACCGAAUCGUUUGUGAUGACUGUUGGCGUUGGAGACGACCUGGUGAUGAGGCUCUCCGUGCAUAGCAUCGAGAAUCUCAGAACGAAGAUCAUACAGACUAUUCAUGCCACUAAAUUGCCUAAGUACCGGAUAAUGCUGAACGGCUUCGGGUACGCGUUAUUCGGGGUUCCCGCGCGGGACCUAGAAUCAACAUGGCGGCGGCCGGAGCAGCUUGAGGCGCAAAACUCGGAUGACUCCGCCGACGCGCUACUGGUCCAUAGCGUGUCCACAGUGAGUGCUGAAGCAGCAUUAGUAUCACGAGAUGUGUUCGCGCGUCGCUUCUCCUCAGCGAGACUGUUCACCCCGGGCCGGAUACUGCACAUCGUGCGGCGCAAGCGCAUGGGUAUCGAGAAGAAAGUGCGCACAACAGAACCAACAUACGAGAUGAGGUGGGCGUGUCCCGAGGACUUUAUGGAGCUGCAAGUAAUGCCGCGUAUGCUACUGGACCAUUUACCAGAGAACGUGCACCGCACCAUUCGCACCGUGCUAGAAGAACGACAUCGCUACAGAAUCACACAAACAGUUUAAAGAAAAAAGUGACAAACGGACACUUUACACUAAUGUGCUAUUAAAACUUUGAAGAAGAAAAUAGUGCAAGGUUUAACCGUUCUUCUCUAUAGCCUAAAAAUCAAUGGCUUAAUUUAUACGACAUUUAAAAUGUUCAGGGGCCUUAGUAUGUGUUUACUUUACGUUUAACGAGAUUAAAACGAGAACGCGUUCGGCGCUGUGAUUGGUUGGUUCAUUCGCGCCGGCCAAUCAAAACGCCGAACGCGCUUUCGUUUCGUUUUCGUUCAACGUAAAACAAACUCGUAGUAAGGGUACUGGUGUAGAUAGCAAAUGGUUGAAUGGACUAGCUACUCUAAUUAAAUAGGCAUAAGAAAAAUUCUUCUGAAGAAGAUUUAAAUAUUAAAGUACAAAAUGAAUGUUUAACUUGAUAAUUUUUCACAGUAAAGGUUGAAUUCAAGCAGAAACGCUUGUCGAUAUUUAGUUCGCAAUUUGCGAUAAAAACGUUAAUGACUUAUCGCAAGUUAAUUUUGAAAAAACUUUAAUGUCUUUUGAGUACUCCAGAACUCAACAUGAAUAUUUCACAUGAAGAUUUUAGCAAAACUAAGCAGCUUAUUGACUUCGCCUAUAUUUAAAAACGAUACUUGCCCAAAUGAUAUUGCCUGAUUAAUUUUAUAAUCAUUCUAGAACUCACGAAUUAUAUAUAAAAAUAUGUCAAUAUAAAUAAAUUGGCAAUAAAAGUCCUGUAAGCAUAUACAUGAAAAAUUGGGAGUCUGCACGAAAUAAACCAAUUAUGGCAACUAACAGUCAUUAUGGCAGCUUAAAGAAAUAAACGAAGCAGCUAAAACUAUGAAAUAAGUGUACAUUUUUAUAAAAUUUCAUGACUUUUCCAGAGCUAUUAGACAUGACAUUGUGAUUUUAUUUUAUCGUUCCUAAGCCUGACUCAAAUGCCUCUAAACUAGGAACCUCCUGUAAAUACAUACUUAAAAUAAUCAGAUUUUCAAUAUAAUUGAUAUUAUUGACCGAACCAGUGUCAAAAUCUACUCGUAGAAUAGAAUAAGGACCUGUGAGAAGACUGUGAUGAAAUGAAAAUAUUAAACUUAAGUGAUGUAUGUGCAUGUAUGCAAGUACCGCAACGGUAGCUAUAACACGGGCAAAAUAAACUUGGAAUCUUUGCAGUGUGCGAGACAUAUAGCUGUCUUUAUCGCUCUCGCUAUAAAUUGAGCUAUAUGUCUCGCUCUUUUUGUAUAAGAAACUUUGCAGAGCGACCAAAAUUAUUUGCUCGUACUGUAUAUUAUUAUUUUGUACAUAAUUUAGAGUAAGUUUAUAGUUAAGUUUCUAUUCGGUUCUGGCGUAUAUUGGGAGAAAUCGAUAGCAUUUAAAAGCAUUAAUUUUCCUAUUAUUAAAGCUGUAUAAUAAAGUGAUGAGCCUUAGUUUACUUGAUCAUGUUUCGUCUACCCAAAACAUACUUAAAGUUGCAAUUUCUGCCAAUAUAUGACUAAGCCUUUAAACUCACCACAGAUUACAAGCUAAGUAAUCGGUCAAUAUUGAUUUUGUGAAGAUAUAUCCUUGCAUAAUCUAUUGAUCGAUUAAAAGUUUGUAGUCUGCUAUACCUACUUCAAUAUUUAGGGAACUAUACCUCGUCCCAAUGUUUAACAUAUCAACGUUAAAAACGUUUUUUCUUUCAAAUCUACUGAACCUCUUCAAUUUCAAUUUCAAAUUGUGAAAACAAACAAUUUAUUUGCUCAAAAAAAGCAAUUUUAUUUCGAUUAAUCUUUAAGUAAGUUUCUUUGUGUAAAUUCUACUGCCAAAGUGUUGGUUGAAGAUACCUAAUUUUAAUUUUAUUCUGUACCGAUCUAUGUGUACCUACUUGCGUAUUUUGACACCGUCUUUGGUGUUUAAAUGUAAUUAAAACAAUAUAUAAUUAACAUUUUACCCAUUUAUAGAGGCAAUAAUCAGUAGAAAUGUUGGCUAAAAGCCUUUUUAUGACUAAACGUUGACAUCUAUCAUCAAUAGAGGUAUGUAUUACAUGUUGUAUUAACCCCAUUAACGUACGCCACGCCAUCUAUGUUAACGAGUUAUUAGAUGAACUAUACGAAAUUUCACUUCACUGCAGGCCAGUGUUGUAAUUCGAUUACUUUUUUUAGUUGCUGUUUUAAAUUUUAUUAUUUUGACGUUCGAAUACUGAAAUGCCACUCAAUAUCAUAAUAACAUUCAUUGCGAAAAAAUAUUGGACAGAAUUUGGAAUUAUGUGGCAACUUUUCGUAACUUUAUUAAUCGGCUUCGCUAUGGAACUAAAAACGAACGACUCAUUUUGAAGUGACUGUACUGUAAGUGCACCUCUAUCUAUGAACAAUUUGAGUGAUAUUACUAUCAUAUACUUGAGUGGCAUUCCAAUACUCGGGCCUAAUACUUGCGCAGCUACCACUAAGUACAAUAACUAGACGGUAGAAGUAGCUUAAAACGUUACCGAAGUCAAUUAUGUAAUAAAUUAUCUACAUUGCAUAAUAGUAACAUUAAUGUAAGUACAUUUAAGUAUAAAUUAUUUUCAUUGCUUACAAAAAUGCUCUAGCAACAGCUAAUCUGUUAUAAAUAUUUGUAAACAUGUAUUUUUGUAAACUUAGACGCCAUAGGUGUAUUAUAAAGUUGUUUCCCUUAGUUACCAAGCGAACAAACUGUUGUAUACUUAAAUAUAUAACGUUUUAUAUAAAUCAUAGCUCUGUAUAUAAAACUAUGAUGUGAUUUUAACAUUUUUAAUCACGUAAACAUUGAUCAAAGAGGUCUUCUUCAUUCUUACACAACUCUUUCAUCUUUCAUUUUUACACAACUCUGCUGUUUUGUCUAUGCUUUUUUAAAAAGUUUAUGAAAAUGCAUCUCCAUUUUUGAAAGUAGGCCUCGUUAAUGAUUGUUUUGUCGUAGGGACCUACAUUUAUUCAAUUUAGGUCCGUUUUAAAUAAUUCUUGUAAUAUAACCUGAACCUCGGGAACAAAAUUAUUGUGACUUGAUAAAAAUAUACUCUGACUUCACUUUUAGGUGAUAUUUAUGUAAAUAAAGCAUUUAACUUUGAAUAAUUUUUACAUUCCAAUUUGUAUUCUGUAGUUCACAGUCCGUGAGUUUAACUGUCUGUUUUAUUUUUACUUUUUUAAAAAUAAAUACUCUUUUAUUUGAGCUGUGCUGAGAAAAAGAAUAUCUUCGAAGAAGAGUUAGUUCAUUGUGUACCUCCAAAAAUUGUGAUUAUCAUAAGCUAUUGAUUGAUUUUCCAACAAAAUUACGUGAUAAUAAUUAUAUAAAAAAUUGUUAUGCCUUUUCUUGGUGCAGCUUUCAAUUUUAUAUAGUUAAAAUAUUUGAAUACGUUACAUACUAACUGCCACACUCAGAAUCAUUUAAUGAUUACUAAAAUUAUUCCUUAGUAACGAUUUUACAUCGUAAACGAUUGCUAAGGACUGGGUUAAGUAACCAUUAUGACUGAGUACGGCGGUAAGAGAAUAUUAUAUGAAUGUUACGUCAAUCUCAAGAUACUAUGUGACAAGUUGUUAGUAGAUAUAUUUUAUGAUAAAACUUCUCUGUCGUUUGUAUAUAAUGUUGUUUUAGCGCUCAGUACCGCGGAUACGUUACUUAAUACUUUUUAUUAUUACUUUUUAUAGUUUAUACGAAUUGGUACUGACGCGUCGUGUAUUCAAGUAUUAGAAGGACUCGUGUUCUUUUCACUUGUACCCUAAAUUAGGGCUUUAUAAUCUCUUUCACCUAUGUAAUAGAGUAUAGCCAAUGUCUUGUGUUGGGUUUUGUUUUAAUUUAUAAAUAAAAUCUAUUUUAAGUA